Cyprinodon variegatus (sheepshead minnow) is the source of this 1464-nucleotide messenger RNA. RefSeq names its product GTPase IMAP family member 4-like. NCBI's taxonomy places the organism in Eukaryota, Metazoa, Chordata, Actinopteri, Cyprinodontiformes, Cyprinodontidae. Gene Ontology annotation, molecular function: GTP binding. The record is from RefSeq and is a predicted model, not a curated record. The transcript is spliced from 2 exons. Bases 141 to 917 code for a protein of 258 amino acids.
GAAGUGGUGCUGAAGCAAAGCCAAAGCACAAGUGAAACUAAACAGUCGAUCAACGUUAGAGGAGAGAAAACAGCCUGAGACGACAAACACAGCAACAUUUUACAGAAAGUUCUGCUUACAGCUAAAACCUGUGCUUUAUCAUGGCUGACACACUGAGGAUUGUCCUGCUGGGGAAAACCGGAGCUGGGAAGAGCAGCCUGGCAAACACCAUCUUUGGGAAGGAGGUCUUCAAAGUCAAACACUUCACCAGCUCAGAAGUCACUCACUGUCAGGUGGAGACUGAACGUGUCCAUGACAGGAACAUCACUGUGGUCGACACACCAGGGUUUUUUCAUUCAGGAUUGUCUGAGAAGAAGCUGAAGGCAGAGAUAGUGAGGUGUGUCUCAGAGUGCGCCCCUGGGCCCCAUGUUUUUCUCAUUGUGUUAAAAGUAGAGAAAUUUACAGAACAGGAAACAGAGGUCAUCAGAAAAAUAGAAGAAUAUUUCUCUCCAGAUGUUUUCAAUUAUUCUUCAGUUGUUUUCACACAUGGCAACCAGCUGGCAGAAGAAAUGAAGAUUGAGGAGUUUAUAAGAAAAAAUCAACGACUGAAAGAUCUGGUGGACAAAUGUGGGGGAAGAUGCCAUGUCAUUGAUAACAAAUACUGGAAAAACAGUCAGCAGGAUGAGACCAGAACAAACCGAUUCCAUGUGACACAGCUGCUUAACACCAUUGAGAAAGUGGUGACAGAAAGCAAUGGUGGGUGCUACACCGUCAACAUGCUAAACGCCUGGCAGAAAAAGUCAGAUUUAGUCUGCUGUUUGGUCAAGAUUUUGGUCAAAUUCACAGGAAAGAAGUCUUUGAUUUUUGGUGUGGUGUUGGUUGUAGGUAUAUUUGCUCUAUGGAGAAGAUGGAGAGAACAUCCUACAGAUAUAAUUUAGGGAAAGAUAUUUGGUCCAAAGAAGUCCAUCUGGUCAAGCAGUUAAGAAAUGUUUAACAUUUUUUUGCAGCCUGUUAUAAACUGACAGCAGUACUACGAUGAUAAUAUUGUUGGCUUAUUAAAGGCUUAUGGGAUUGAAUCUUGCUCUGUUGAUAUUGAAGUUGUACAGAUUAAAAAUCUAAUCUUUAUUUCAACUUAAGUUUUUCUCCUACAUUUAACUUGUUCAGUUUUUGUGUGAUUAGAUGGUGUGUAACAAUUCAUACAGUUUCUUACAAACAAUUGUUUUUUAAAAUAUGAUUUUCAAAAUAUGAUUAAGUACAAUUGUGUUUAUAAUAAACUGUGAUAGUUUAACUUAGAAGAGCUUAUUAAGUAAUGCUCCUUGAUUCUGAUUCCUCUGCCUGUUUUAUCAGAUUGUAAAAGUGUACAUGUGUAUUUUAACUGUAAGUUGUUUGGUUUUAAUGCCUCGGCAGUCCAUAGUUUUAAUGAAGAACAAUUGUUUUUUUUUUUUUUAACUAAAGCUUGUUUGAAUUACAUUUCUUAUGCAAAAU